Messenger RNA from Caenorhabditis briggsae, 3558 nucleotides. It is a transcript of the gene Cbr-lst-3, whose product is annotated as Protein CBR-LST-3. The record is from RefSeq and is a predicted model, not a curated record. Lineage: Eukaryota; Metazoa; Nematoda; Chromadorea; Rhabditida; Rhabditidae. The coding region runs from base 1 to 3558 and encodes 1185 amino acids. Gene Ontology annotation, biological process: regulation of DNA-templated transcription. The transcript is spliced from 9 exons. Gene Ontology annotation, cellular component: nucleus.
AUGUCUCAAUUCGGAGGCGGUAAACCGCCCGGUCAGUGGCAUCGUCCAGCUGCGCCAGGCGGAGCUCCACAACUCUCCGGCUUCCCCACCGUCAAUUUCGGCGGUGUUCCAAUGGUCGGCAUGGGCGUCCCAAUGGGAAUGGUCAAUCAGGCGGCGUUCUCCUCGCCAAACGUUCUCGGCAUGCAAGGAAUCAUGGGCGCCGUCCCACAACAACAACUCGGUCAACAGCAGCCGAGUUUCCAACAGCAAAACGGUCUUCAACAGGGCGCCGCAAGUCUUCAACAAGGAACUGGGGCGAAGAAUCAACGAACUUUCGUCGGCGUUGUCACUAAAAUGCUAGACACUUACGGAUUCGUCGAUGAUGAUGUCUUCUUUCAGCAUAGCGUUAUCCGAGGGUCCCAUCCUCGCGUUGGCGACAAAGUCAUGGUCGAGGCCAACUACAACCCUUCGAUGCCUUUCAAAUGGAACGCCUACAGAAUCCAGCUUCUGAACGCCGCCACUCAACAAGACCAAGUUCGUCAGGCGCCACCACAGCAGCAACUCCCACCACAACGUCAGGAGACGCAGCGUUGGGGAGGUAAUCAAGCGGCGAACGAUCGAGGUGAUCGAAAUGGGCGGGGAAACGAAUCCCCACUUCACCGCUCCAACGCCCCACGUCGUCACUCUCCACCGCCACGAAGACAAUCCCCUCCACCACGUCGCAGUAGUCCGAAGAGACAGCCAAGGGAGUCUAGAAGAUCUCCACCGCCACGUAGAGCAUCUCCACGACGAGCUGCUUCGCCAGCUGUGCAGCCAGCUAAGAAUGAUAGAAAGCGAGAACGAAGUCCGAGUGGAAGUGUAGCUCUAUCGAUCCGUCGUGAUAGUGCUAGUCCACCUCGAAGACGUGCCAGAAUAAUUCCACGUUACGAGUGUCGUAUUCAGAAGCCCACCCUUUUAUCCCAAAUUGUCUCUGGCUCUGUUCUCCGUCAUCGCUACUCGAAGCUCUAUCUUCCAUCAGACUACGUGGAUCUCAGUUUCGAUUGGGUUCGUACUAUUCAAUUGGAUAUGUCCAUGGACCUGAACAACGCCAUUCAAUUCCACGUGUUCAAUAAAGAUGUCGAUUGGAUUGGAGAUGCUCUUCCGGAGCUCGAGCCAGAGGAUGCGGAUCAUCGUCAUCAGGUGAAGGUGUUGCUGCUUUCGCACGCUGGAAAGACUGAGGUUGUCAAGAAGUCAUUCUGUUUGAUGGCCGAUGGUACUACGGAUGAUCAUCAGGAGCCGCAGAGCUUGUUGAAGAACUUGCAUUUUCUUGUUGGCGCUCGUGGCAAAGAAACCAUGGGAAUCGGCGGUAGCUGGUCUCCAUCGCUCGACGGAGCCGACCCAACCUCCACGACCACUAUGAUCCGUACUGCGGUCCGCACGACUCGUGCGCUCACCGGAAUCGACUUGUCGUCAGUUUCUCAGUGGUUCUCAAUGGUGCAAAUUCGCUACUACCGUGCCGAUAAGCAGCGCAUAGAUCACGUCAACUUCCUGCUGCCCGACACCCAAUCAUUGGCACUAGACGAUGCGACGUGGAGCAGUGCGGAGGCGUCGAUUGGCGAGCAGCUCAAGGCGAAACUCGCCGAAGUCGACGCGUUGAAGAUUGAGGAGGAACCAGAGGUGGUCGAGAUGGUUGAAGCAGUGGAACCAGCAGCAGAAGUCGUCGUCACUCCAGAAGCCGCCGUCGUCACCGCGGAGACAGUGGCGGCUCCAGAAGACGCUCCAUCGGAUGUCAAGGAAAGUAUCGUCCUGUUAUAUAUGGUGGAAAAUGAGAACGACGUGAGCAUGAACAGCGAGACCGGAGAAGCUGACAAGCCAAUCGUGGCUGGACAAGGGCCCACGAAUUGGAGCAAACUGGACCCGAAGAGUAUGAAAGUUGCGGAGCUUCGAGUUGAGUUGGAGCUGCGUGGAUUGGAGACGAAGGGGAUUAAGACGCUUCUGGUCCAACGUCUUCAGACAGCUCUGGACAGUGAGAAGUCGACCGAGGCGGCGGCGUCGAAAGAUGUGGAAAUGAAGGAUGUGAAGGAUGAGGUGAAGCAGGAGGCAGGAGCAGUCGCUGGAGAGGAGAAUCCGGCAGCCUUCAUAGCCCCACCUAUAGAAGAGACCAAGGCCAAAACCGAAGCAGAGGCUAAAAAAGAGCAAGAGGAGGCGGAUAAGAAGAAAAAGAAGGAGGAGCAGCUGGAGAAGGAGAAGAAGGAUAAGAGAGACGCUCUUGAGAAGCACUAUCAACUUCCAAAGGACAAGAAGGUCCUGGUUUUCCCAUCCAAAACGUUCAAAUCUGGAAAAUUCGACUGCAAAGUGUUGAGUUUGAGCUCGCUGCUUGACUAUCGUCAUGAUGAUAACAAGGAGAGCCAAUUUGAAGUUUCGCUCUUCGCGGAGGCUUUCAAGGAGAUGAUUGAGCGGAAUUCGGCGUUCACGAUUUAUGAGACGCUGGUCAAUUGUGGAGAUCGGGAUGCGGAGAAGAAGAGGAGAGAUGAGGCGAGAGAGAAGACGGUGGAAGUAGUGGUUCCAGAGGCUUCAGAGGAUGCUAAAGCUAAGACAGAGGGAACCGAGGAGAAGAAGGAAGAGGAGAAGGAGGUGAAGAAGGAAGAAAAGAAGGAGAAGGUGGAAGUCAAGUCAGUUGUUGCCAAUCGCACUGUCUAUGAAGCAUUCUCGCUCUUCGACGCCAAUCUCUGUGGAUACAUCACUGAAAAAGACAUAGAAGAGAUUCUGUACCAUGGAGAGUUUGGAAUAUCCCGGGGACAGAUUCAGAAGCUCGCUAAGAAGCUGUCAGUUAGAGAUAGGAUCAACUAUCGUCAUCUGACUGAUGUGCUUACUGAUAUGGAUGGAAAUGUUAGACACACUCCGGGAGGUGCUGAUGACGUCGUGGAGACGGAUGACUUGAUUCGUGGAUAUGGUGUGAAUCUGGCGAAGAGUCUUGAAGUUCCAACUUCCGAUGCUGCUGCCUCUGCUACAGUGGGAUCUGAUGGAGUGGUGAUUAUCAAUGGAGCCGCCGUGAAUGUUGGGCAGAAGUUGAAGAUGUUGAAGCAGGUGGAGAAGGAGAGAGACGAGGCGAAGGCGACGGUUAAUGAGCAGAUCUCGUUGAUUGACCAACUCCGCGAGGCGAAGGCUGAAAUUGAAAAGAAAAAGAAGGACAUCGACGCUCACUACCACAAAUCCAACAAGAAAUUGAACGAGACAACAGCUCAACUCAAGACCUCCCAGGACGAUAACUCAUCGUUGAAACAGGCCCUCCAGGACUGUAAACGACACGCGGAUCGCAUUUUUUCGGUAGUGGAGAAGGCGAUGCCGGCGCCCAAGAAGGAGAAGAAGGAGGAAAAGGAGAAGUCCGCCGAGAAAAAAGACGAGAAAUUGGCUGAAAAAACAGCUGAAAAACCGGCAGAAGAGGCCUCCACGACGACUACAGCCGCUUCUGAAUCCGCCACGUCUACAGUAUCCGCCGCCCCCGCUGAGCAAUCAUCCGCCGCAGAGCCAAUCGCUAUUGAUGAGCAAUCAUCUGAAGAGAAGCCAGAAGCAUCAGCUGAGGAAAAGAAGGAACAAUAA